Molecule: messenger RNA, 3689 nt
Organism: Chara braunii
Lineage: Eukaryota; Viridiplantae; Streptophyta; Charophyceae; Charales; Characeae
Source: the annotation of a GenBank genome assembly
UCAGAAGCAGACAAAUUCAAGUUGCUGCCUAGGUAUGUAUGGUGAGAGCUUAGACCUGAGGUAAUGAAGGUAGCGGUCGGCGCAAAUGGUGAGUGGGCAAAGUUUAAAGAGGAGAUGCAGAGACGUUUCAAGUUCGGUGACGGCCUCCUCACCAAAGAAGACCUGGAAAUGUUGAGAUGGGACGAAUUCUCCAUAGUGGGGUCCUUCGCCACGGCGUUUGAGAAAAUGGCAAAGAAAGUCCCAGGGUUGGCAGAAGAGGAGCAGUGUGCCACUUUCCUAGGGCACUUCAAGAACUGGGAGGGCUCGUCGCUAACUAAGAAGGUUGCGUCAGGAAAGAAGCUUACUUGGGCUGCCAUAAAGGAAGGUGUAAUGGACGGAGAACUGGACCAGGUAGACAUCUUCCAGAUGAGGCAGGCUAGGAAGAAGAGGAAGGCUUUGGAUGUCACCACGAGUGAUGGACGUGAUUUCAAGAAAAUGAUAGAGGACGCGGUGGCCCAGCUCGACGCAGAGAAGGAGGCAAAAAGGAAAACCAUGGCAGCGCCACAGACCGUAGGGAAAGCGAAAAAGGCAGUAGUGCAGGACGAAGAAGAAGAGGAAGAGGAAAAGGAGCCCGAGCCUCAGAAGCUGACUAAGGCUCAGAGGAAAGCAAGGAACUUGGCUCAAGGGGGCCAAGGCUCGGGGAGGGGUCAGGUCCCGCAGGCUGUGGCAAUGCCCCCUCCUGAAUCGUCCCAUCAAGCUGCACCAGCACCCUAUGGGCCGUGGCCAGGUUGCGGGGGAGGCGAGGGCUGGACAACAUCCGGGAGUCAAUGUGGCCAGGAAGGUGGAAGAGGUGCUGGCAGGGGGAGAAUAGAUUGGAGGAACGCCAUUUGUUGGCACUGCGGGCAGAAAGGUUACACUAUCAAGUUCUGCCAUGUCCGGAGAAACGAUGAAGACGAAGGCCUAAUCAGCACCAACUAUGAUGGGGAUAUGUACGACAAGGGGGGGUACCACCUUGAUCCAAGGAUCCCAGGCGGAACAAGGAAGGAGGCCCUACGACGAGCCGAGGCAGGUGAACCACCCGCUCCUCCAGCCAUGUUUCAGAUAUGGCAGGAGAAAGGGGUUCGUAGUGACACCAGGGUUGAAGAGGUGGGAGAAAACGAAGAGGUGGAGCAAGAGCGGAAAGCCGACACUACUAAGGUUGAGCCCCUCAUAGUAGAGUCGGACGAUGAGAUUGAAGAGGAUUACUGGAACAGGCCGUUGCACAUUGAGACAGGGGAAGACUAUUGGAGAACGGCCCGACAGACAAUGGAGAAUAUGGAAGACUUAAUGGAUAAAAUUCGAAGGUACCAGGGAAAGAUGGUAGAUUUAUGCGAAGAGGUUAAGGAGUUGGAAGGGCAGAGACCACAAGUCUUCAUAUAUGGGUUAGGCCCGAAAUCGCAGGGGGCGCCUGUGAGCAUUCUGAAUGUAUCGGUCACAGGAGGGACUCCCAGAUCAGGGAUGAGCUUUAGGCCGCCUUCACGAUCUGGGAGGGCCGCUCAGGCGGUCAGGACGAGAGCUCGAGGGCCAGCGAGUCCGAAACCGCCGGCUAAGGAUAUUCCCGGGCCGAGCAGGGAGAAGGAAGUUGUAGAACCUCCCGUGAAUGAGGAGGAGGAGGAUGACCACCUAAGGAACGAGGAGGAUGAAAAGGCGGAGCAAAGAGCCAAGAAGAGGGGCGUUAAGGCCGAUACGGAAAAGGCCCCAGAGCAGAAAAAGAAGAAGUACACAGUUAGGGUGGAGAAAGGAUUCGACGUAGAAGAGAUUAUGGACCGAAUCCUUGAAGGACAUAACCACCUCAUGAACUUGAAAGAUGUCUUGGCAUCAGAACCGAGACUGCGAGAAGAGCUCAAGGCACAUUUGUGCAGGAAGAUGGUGGCUAGCGUACGGUUAGGGGUCAUAAUCCCUAAGGAAGCUGAGUGGUCGAAGACCGGUACGAAAAUGGACUGGAAGUCCGUAGCGUGCGGGUGUUUUGAUGUUGUUGUAAAGGGGAAAGCAUGCACGACAAUGAUGAACACAAGCGCAAAAAUGAACCUCAUCAAGAAGGAGGAUGCCCUGCGCCUGAGGAUGGAGAUAGACCGCUUCGACAAUGGUAUUUUGGUAGGAGCAAAUAGUCGGUCUAUUUUUGUGGGGACCGCAUCCAAGGUGGUGCUGGAGAUCGGGAAGUGGAUGAUGGAUCUGGCCUUGGCAGACAAACACCAGUUAGGCUUGACACCACUUUGGCGCAGCCAUGCCAAGAGGGAAAGGAGGGGCAGGGCCAGUGGAACCGCCUCAGGGGACAACCAGAUAGAGAAUGCAGGCAUGGGCCAAAAGAGAAGACAGACCACCCAUCUUCACAGGAGGGAACGUCGAACUAUUUCUGAUCGAGUUCCAAUGGCACGCGAGCGAGUUUGGAUGGGAUGGAGCGAGGAUGUUGCGAGAGAUGAGCGAAACAUCGCACCAGAGGGAAAGAUGACAGGAUUCAUCAAGUUCGUAAGGAGGUUUAUCAGACAGUUUGUCAAAAGCGUUGUGGAGAGGGUUAUGCACUGGGGGGAUUGCAGGCGAUUGUUGAGGGGCUACUACAAUCCAGGGCGCCAGGCAGAGGAAAGGAGGAGUCUGGAAAGCAAAAGGAAGGAACCAGAGGCUGAGGGUAGAAGGACCUUCGAGAGAGGUACCUCGUCCAGAUCUCAGGAGGGUGAGAGGAGAAGGGAGCAUUCUACCCACAGGAUGGAAAGAAGAGGGGAGCUGCCAGCUGAGAGGAGUCAAAGGAGGAGAGAGUCAGAGGUAUCUGAGGCUCCUCCUCAGUCUAUUCAGAGGCCAGAGGAUCAGUCUAUGGCAGAAGUAAGACAGGAAGCACCCCGUGAGGUGACAGAACAGAGGAUGGAUGAGGACCAGGCUGCGAGAGAAAAGGAUUUGGACAGACAAGAAAGGGCGGCCAGAGAACAGGAGAUCAGAGCAGAAGUCAGGAGGAAGAACCUGGAGGAACUCCACAGGAGAGUGGAGCAAGGACAAUGGCCGGUGGACUUGAAGGACAAAAAGGGAAAGAGUGUAAGCAACCAGCAGGAAGAAGACCCUCCUCUACUCUUUGAAGCGUGGGAGAACUUUGAUAGGUUGAUGGGAGCUGCGAGAGGACCAGAGGGACCUCAGCAAGAGAUGGGGGUGAAGUUGGUCCUUACAGACUUGCUCACGUUGAAGGGAGUAAUGAAGGAAGGAUUUGCAGCCGCACGAGCAUCAGAUCAGAAGAUUGGAGAGAGGUUGACCAAGGUGGCUCAGAAGGCCUAUGGUCAGAGGGUGGAAUGGGAGCAGGAGACCAGGGAUCUGAAAGAGAACCAGAAGAGACAGGAUCGCGAGUUUGACGCAAUGAAGGUGGAACUGGAAAAGGCUUGGGCUGGCAAUGAGGCGAUCAGGCAGGUGAACCAGACCCUCGACAAGGUCAACGAGGCUUUGAGGGCCUAUCUGCAGGCUCAACAGGCUUCCUUCCAGGCAAAGGAGGUAAAGUGGGAGAAGAGAAUUAAGGAGCUGGAAGCGCAGCUCGAGCAGAGGGCUCCCACAGCUUUGGUGGAUUGGACUGAGGUCCAAGGAUUUGAAAUGAAGAGGCCACCUGCAGAGGAAGCCUUCAAAAGUCAGAAGGAGGAAAAAAAGGCUAAUCUACAGGCAUGAGAAGAUGUGCCUCUGCUGGAUAAAGAGAUGCUGCAACC